Callorhinus ursinus (northern fur seal) is the source of this 2184-nucleotide messenger RNA. RefSeq names its product zinc finger protein 23 (gene ZNF23). Lineage: Eukaryota; Metazoa; Chordata; Mammalia; Carnivora; Otariidae. The record is from RefSeq and is a predicted model, not a curated record. Gene Ontology annotation, biological process: regulation of transcription by RNA polymerase II. Gene Ontology annotation, molecular function: RNA polymerase II cis-regulatory region sequence-specific DNA binding; DNA-binding transcription factor activity, RNA polymerase II-specific.
AUGCCCUGCACCUGCGUUCCACCGCCAGCAGCUCACUGCCGGAGCCCCUCCCCUUCAUUGUAACGGAGCCCAGGUGACGGCAGCCAUGCCCCUGAAUGCCUGUUACCAGGAGGUGGUGACCUUCGAGGACGUGGCUGUCUACUUCACCCGGACAGAAUGGGCUGGCCUUUCUCCUGCACAGAGAGCCCUGUACAGGGAGGUGAUGCUGACAAAUUAUGGGAACUUGACUUCCCUGGGGGCAAAAACUCCUAAACCCUCAGCCCCAGAAAAUGUCAGGCAGGGAUGGAGGGAGAAGUCCGAGGAUACCCAGUUUGCAGACUUGCCCUGAUCUCACUUCUGGAAGGAGGGGAUUUGCGUUGGGGCCUGGAGCCACAGGACGAUCUACCACAGGAGAAUACCAGUGAUGUCUCUAAAGGUCUCCAAGGACCGCAGGUUAAGAAGCCCCGCCCCGCUGGGGCCCAAAGCCAGGGGACCACCGAGCGGCGCGCUCUGGCGUCCUAGAGAGGAAGCACGUGCGGCUUGGGCGACGCAGCCUGCGCGGUGACGCGCUUCCGGUCACGCCGCACAUUGCGCCUUUCUGAGCCCCUGCCUUUCACUGAGAGGGAGCCCAGGUGAUGGCAGCCAUGUCCCUGAAUGCCUGGCAUCAGGAGUUGGUGACCUUUAAGGACGUGGCUGUCUACUUCACCGGGACAGAAUGGGCUGGUCUUUCUCCUGCACAGAAGGCCCUGUACAGAAGUGUUAUGCUGGAGAAUUAUGGGAACUUGACAUCCCUGGGAUACCCAGUUCCCAAACCUGCCCUGAUCUCACUUCUGGAGGGAGGGAAUUUGCCUUGGGGCUUGGAGGCACAGGAUAACCCAUCUGCAGAGAGGACCAAAGACAUCUGUAAAGAUACUGAGACCAACGUUGGCAGUGAGUCCACAUCAACACAGGGAAUUUCUGAAGAAAGAGAUGUGAUAUUGUCACAUGGUUUGCAGAAGAGUGUUGUUCAGGGAGCCAACUUUCUAGAAACCUGUGAACUGGAAAAGCACCAGGAAAUCCCCACAGUGAGAAAUAUUAAAGGAAAGAGUCCAAGAAUCCACUGUACAAGAAAACCCUUCAGAUGUGAGGAGUGUGGGAAAUGCUUCAGUUAUUUUUCUUACUAUGUUAGACACCAGAGAAUCCACACCGGGGAGAAACCCUUUGAGUGUAAUGAGUGUGGAAAAGCCUUUAAUGGCAAUUCUUCAUUAAUUCGGCACCAGAGAAUCCACACUGGAGAGAAGCCCUAUCAAUGUGAAGAGUGUGGGAGAGCCUUUAAUGAUAAUGCAAAUCUGAUUAGGCAUCAGAGAAUCCACAGUGGGGACAGACCCUAUCUCUGUGGAGAGUGUGGAAAUAGUUUUACCAGUAGUUCCGAGUUUGUCAUACAUCAGAGAAUCCACAAUGGGGAGAAACCUUAUGAGUGUAAUGAGUGUGGAAAAGCUUUUGUUGGAAAUUCACCACUACUUCGACAUCAGAAAAUCCACACUGGAGAGAAACCCUAUGAAUGUAAGGAGUGUGGCAAAAGCUUUGGAAGGACUUCUCAUCUUAGCCAACAUCAACGUAUUCACACAGGGGAAAAGCCUUAUUCUUGUAAGAUAUGCGGGCAGGCCUUCAAUUUUCAUACAAAACUAACUCGGCACCAGAGAGUCCACAGUGAGGAGAAACCCUUUGACUGUGUAGAUUGUGGAAAAGCCUUUAGUGCUCAGGAACAAUUAAAAAGGCAUCUAAGGAUCCAUAUUCAGGAGUCUUCCUGUUUAUGUGAUGCCUGUGGAAAAGUCUUCGCUAGCAAAAGAAAUUUUCUUCAGCAUCAAAGAAACCACACUGCAGAGAAACCCUAUGAGUGUGUCGAGUAUGAAAAAACCUUUAGGACUUCUUCCAGGCUAGGUCAUCAUGAGCAUAUCCACCCCGGAGAGAAACCUGUUGUCCUAGACAUUUGUCAUUUUGGCCUCCCAGAAUUUUUCACCCCCUUUUACUGGUAAUAGUACACUAAAUUUCCCUUUGGAUUUCAUCUUCCACUCAGGAGCAGGAUAUGUGACACAGGCCUGGCUCAGCUGCACAUUCCUUCCCCUAAACCAUAGCUGUUGGUUCAGAUGUCAGUAAUUUACCCAGCAUGGUCCAAUUACAGUCCCAGGACUUGGCAAGAGUUAAUAGGAAGAAAUAACUCUUCUU